Molecule: messenger RNA, 585 nt
Organism: Trichosurus vulpecula (common brushtail)
Lineage: Eukaryota; Metazoa; Chordata; Mammalia; Diprotodontia; Phalangeridae
Product: 40S ribosomal protein S7-like
Exons: 1
Coding region: 1-585 (194 amino acids)
Biological process (GO): translation; rRNA processing; ribosomal small subunit biogenesis
Cellular component (GO): 90S preribosome; small-subunit processome; ribosome
Molecular function (GO): structural constituent of ribosome
Source: RefSeq, a predicted model, not a curated record
AUGUUCAGCUCCAGAGCCAAGAUCGUGAAGCCCAAGGGCAAGAAACCAGAUGAGUUCAAGUCUGGCAUUUCACAGCCUCUGUUGGAGUUAGAGAUGAACUCUGACUUAAAGCCUCAAUUAAGAGAGCUGAAUAUCAAAGCAGUUAAGGAAAUUGAAGUUAGUGGUGGCAGAAAAACUAUCAUCAUUUUUGUUCAAGUUUCUCAGCUAAAAUCUUUUCAGGAGAUCCAAGUACGACUAGUUCAUGAAUUAGAGAAAAAAUUCAGUGGCAAACAUGUGGUCUUUAUUGCUCAGAGGAGAAUUCUUCCUAAGCCAACAAGAAAAAGCCGUACAAAAUAUAAGCUAAAGCGUCCCAGAAGCCAUUCUCUAACUGCUGUGCAUAAUGCAAUCCUUGAAGACCUCGUCUUUCCAAGUGAAAUUGUUGGCAAGAGAAAACGUGUGAUACUAGAUGGCAGCAAACUCAUAAAGGUCCAUUUGGAUAAAGCACAGCAAAACAAUGUGGAGCACAAGGUAGAAACAUUUUUUGGCAUUUAUGAGAAGCUGACAGGCAAAGAUGUCAAUUUUGAAUUCCCAGAGCUCCAGCUGUAA